This is a messenger RNA of Babjeviella inositovora NRRL Y-12698, 1399 nucleotides long. Its product is annotated as ERMES complex subunit. Gene Ontology annotation, biological process: phospholipid transport; mitochondrion organization. Gene Ontology annotation, molecular function: lipid binding. The record is from RefSeq and is a predicted model, not a curated record. NCBI's taxonomy places the organism in Eukaryota, Fungi, Ascomycota, Pichiomycetes, Serinales. Gene Ontology annotation, cellular component: endoplasmic reticulum; ERMES complex. Bases 43 to 1182 code for a protein of 379 amino acids. The transcript has a single exon.
CCUUUAUUGAACCCCACUAUCUUUAUUCGCAUACUAUAUACAAUGACAAAGGAAAGGGCGGUCAAUCCGUUUAUUGUACAGACCCAACCGGGUCCUCAGACGCUUAUUUCACUAGAGGAGUUUCUCAAAAUCCUGCCGAUCCUCGCCCCCCAACAAGCCCCGCAGGCGAGCCCCAGUGGUUCCUCCAGUUGGUCGUUCACCCAGGGAUUGCUUAUAGGUCAGGUGUCAGUGCUCGUUGUGAUUGCUAUUUUUGUCAAGUUCUUUGUGUUUGCAGAACACCCCAAGCACCAGCCGGUCUCAACCAAAGUCUCCAUCGCCGGGAAGUCGUCCAAGACGGGCAAGUACAAUACCCAGGCCAACAAGACAAGAGACCUCGAUCAAAUUAUCAGUACGUCUACAAUUCUAGAGAAAACGUACUAUGACGUGAAAACCCAUACAUCUGAGACCCUUGACUGGUUUAAUGUGUUGAUUGCCCAGACCAUCUCCCAAUUCAGGUCCGAGGCCUUGCUCCGUGACAACUUGUACCAUUCGCUCGACGACUACCUCUCAAAUACCGAGUUACCAGAUUAUCUUGAUAAGAUCAAAAUCACCGAUAUAGAAAUCGGUGACGAUUUUCCGAUCUUUAGUAACUGUCGCAUCAGACACUCAGAUCACAACGACGCCCUGGGUAGCGGAAGGUUGGAAGCCAAGAUUGAUCUAGAUUUGUCAGAUACCUUGACCCUAGGAAUCGAAACAAAGCUCCUUAUCAACAAACCGAAGCUCAUGACCGCAUCCUUGCCCAUAAGUCUCAAGGUCAGUAUCGUCAGAUUCUCCGGCUGCUUGACUGUGAGUUUGAUCAACGCCUCAGACGAAUUGUUUGACACCGAUGACAAGGCUGAAACUACAAUCCCGCUCAGAGAUGAAGACGGUUCUUCUGCAAAGUCUGGAGGCACUGCACUUUUGUUUUCCUUCUCACCUGACUACCGCUUGGAGUUCCAGAUAAGCUCGUUGAUUGGCUCGCGGUCGAAAUUGCAGGACGUUCCAAAAAUUUCCUGGUUGAUUGAGUCUACGUUGAGAAACUGGGUGAUGGAGCGGUGUGUGGAGCCCCGCUACCAGUUGAUCAAAUUGCCGAGCAUGUGGCCGAGACGGAAAAAUACUCGUGGUACUACUCUGUCCGGAGAUAAAACCACCAGCGAUGAUUAGGGUGUGAUGGUUGCAGGGUUAUAUAUCGGCAUGCUUUCUCUUCAUCCAGUAGUAAAGAUGAUUCACAAAUGAAGGGAUCAACCUAAAUUUGAUCUUCCAAUACCCAGAGGCCUGUUUGGUACUCAUAUUGCGGGUUUAUAAACUGAGUAAGAAAUUAAACCAAAAGUGUACUCAAAUAAUCAAGAUUUUAAGACUACAGGGAAAUAUUCUGUACAAC